AUGCUUUUUCUUCAUCAACUUAAAGUUCUUUUAUGGAAAAAUUAUAUUCUCAAAAAACGAAGUCCUUUUGUACUUCUAUUCGAACUUAUUAUUCCAUUAGUUUUAUUUCUUGUAAUGACUGGAAUAAGAAAAACUCAACAAGCAUCAUUUAAUCUUCAAACUAAUUAUACUUCGAAUUUUCUUGAUCAUUCAUAUCGUCCAAGACCAUUUCCAUCAACAGGAGUUUUUUCUAUUCUUCAAUCUUUUUGUCCAAAAACAGCUCCAAGUAAUGAGCAAGGUUUUAGUGUUUUUCCAAAUGGAACAUCAUCAGAAAUGUUAACAACAAUCGAUCGAAUAUCUCGUACAAAUCCAUUUUUUACUCAAAAUUUUUCAAUGUUUGAUGUUGAUUCAUUACCUGAUAUGUACGAAACAAUGAUAGAUCGUCCUGCAUUUAUUUAUGAUUCUGUAGCAAAUUUAACAUAUACAUUUACAAAAAAUUUAACAACAAUUUGUUCAUUUUUUGUUAAUCAACUUAAUUAUACCUAUCAACAAUGUGAACUUAUAUUUAAUAAUACAAAUAUCAAUAUAACUCAAGUACCGAGUCUUUUUCCAUAUUUAAUUCACAAUCGUCCAAUUCGGGAAAAACGUGAUAUUGAAGAUGAUUUCGAUAUGGCUGAUUAUAUUUCAAUUUUACAAACAUCACUUGGACCCUUAGAAUUUCUUCAAGCAACAAUGUUGAUUGUAAAGAUAACAUCACAAAAUUCAUUUGCAAAUUUAACAAACGAUGAACUUCAUUUAUUAGCUAAAAUUAUUAAAAUAAUACUUUUUCAUCCAACGACCUUAAAACAAGUUUUUUGUUCAGUAGAAAAAUUUAAUUUAAUUUUUCCUACGAAUUCAACAACACUUAAUCAAACGGAUAUACAACAACGAUUAUGUAAUAUGACUGAAGCACAAUAUCAAAAUUUAUCAAGUCUACUUAUGAAUUCAAUAUCAGAUGAUGAACUUCUUCAAGUGUUACAACUGGAUCAUGUACAACUAUCAACAAUGUUGCUUCAACUUGAUGAUUAUGCCGAUAAACUUGAAAAAUAUGCAAUGUUUGAACAAGGUUUAAAAGAUUUAUAUGAUGUUGCAAAACUUCUUCGAACUAAUUCUUGUUAUAUUAAUACACAAAAUAAUAGUGAAGCAUCAACACCACAACCACCAUCUGCAGAAGCUUUAUCUGGCAAUGUGGAAUCGGUGGCAAUGAAUAAAUUAAAAAAUAAAAAAGGAUUUUUUCCAUUAUGGCUUGGUAUGCAAGAAGCUAUAUGUGGUAUUAAACCAAAAGUAAAUGUGAAUUCAAAUGGACAAACAAAUGACGAAGAUGAUCAAUUACCUGAUCUUGCGGAAUUGGGUAUAUCGGAUAAUCAACAACGACAAUUAGGUCUUUUAUUUUAUGUUCUCUAUGGAAAUUCAAUGAUUUUAUAUUCACCAAAUUCGUCAUUAAUCAAUGGUGUUAUAUCAAAAGCAAAUUCAACGUUUGUUCUACUUGAUACAAUAACAAAAUAUGCACAUGAAUGGACAAAUGUAUCAAAUACUCUUAAAACAUAUUUUCUUGCUAAUGGUACCGAAAAAAAAGUUGAAUCGCUUAGACGAAUGAAAUUGUUUCUUCAACAAUACGGUCCAUUAUUUCAUUCACCAGCAAUGAAUAAAAUUGUAAAUAUUCUUAAAAAUUUAAGUGAUCCUUCAAUUGACAAUUAUAUGAAACAAAUAACAACAAUUGAUAAAGCUGCAUGCAGUUGGAUAAGUCUUAUAUCAGGAAUUAAUUUAAAUGUCUACAAAGGUUUUGCUGAUGAAAAUGAUUUAGUACAAUAUUUUUUACAUCGAGCAUAUCAUGAUAAUUACACUGUUUUAGCAAGUGUAGUUUUUACGAAUGUAAAUAUAAAUGAUACAAAAUUACCACCAAAUACAAUAUAUAAAAUUCGACAAAAUGCAUCUUUAACACCAUCAACAAAACGUGUUAGAGACCGAUUCUGGGUACCAUCACCAGCACAAAAUGGUUUUAUUUAUUAUGAUUUUGGAUUUAGUUGGGUCCAGGAAGUAAUUGAUCGUUCUAUAAUUGAUACUCAAGUUGGUCGAUCUGUAGUUGAACCUGGUUUAUUCUUUCAAGAAAUGGCAUAUCCUUGUUAUACUUAUGACAAUUUUCUUCAAAUGAUUCAACAUGCACUUCCUUUAUGUUUAACAAUAUCUUGGGUAUAUGCAUUUGCUAUGUUAACUCAAAGUAUAGUUUAUGAAAAAGAAGUUCGAUUAAAAGAAGUUAUGAAAAUCAUGGGUUUAAGUAAUGGUGUACAUUGGGUAGCUUGGUUUAUAACAAUAUUUAGUCAAACAACAGUUGUUAUGGUUGCUGUAACAAUUAUUUUACAUUAUGGCAAAGUUCUUAUGCAUUCGAAUGCAUUUUUAAUAUUUUUAAUAUUUGAAAUUUAUGCACUUUCAACAAUAAGUCUUGCAUUUCUUGUUAGUGUUUUUUAUUCGAAAGCUAAAAUAGCAGCAGCUUGUGCAGGAAUUAUUUAUUUAUUAACAUAUGUACCAUGUAUGUAUAUAUCAAUCAGAGAAGAUUUAGCACAAGAUACAAUACCGAAAUGGGCAAAAAUGUUAGCGUCAUUAUUUUCUACAAGUGCUUUUGGUAUGGGAGCUAAAUAUAUAGCAUUUUAUGAAAAUAUUGGUACAGGAAUACAGUUUGAUAAUAUUCGUUAUAGUCCAGUAGAAGGUGAUAGAUUUACUUGUUUUGAAACUGUACUUUUUAUGUUAUUGGAUACAUGUAUACAUCUUAUUCUUAUGUGGUAUAUUGAAAAUGUUUAUCCGGGUACAUUUGGAAUACCAAAGAAAUGGUAUUUUCCAUUUACAAUAAGUUAUUGGACAGGAGAAUCAUAUAAUGAACCAAAUUGGAUGACAAACUUUCGAAAAACAAAAAUAUUUAAUUGGUUUAUAUGUAAAAAACAUCAUAUGUCAUAUCAAUUCCAUUGGUCAUCAUCAUCUUUAAAUCAAAUGACAAAUGAUUUGAACCGAAAUCAAAGUUAUUUUGAACAUGAUGAAAAUUCCAAUCAACAAACAAUUGGUGUUCGUUUAAUAAAUUUAACAAAAAUAUUUGAUAAAAAAAAAUUUGCUGUACAAAAUUUAUCAUUAGAUUUGUAUGAAGGUGAAAUACUUUCAUUUCUUGGACAUAAUGGUGCUGGAAAAACUACAACUAUGUCAAUUUUGACCGGUCUUAUACCUGCUACAUCUGGAACUGCAACAAUCUAUGAUCAAAACAUUAAUGUUGAUAUGGAUAAAAUACGAAAAAAUCUUGGAUGGUGUCCACAACAUAAUGUUUUAUUUGAAAAAUUAACUGUUGAAGAACAUUUAUUAUUUUUUUCCAAAUUAAAACAAGUACAAAGUAAAGAAAUGAAAAAAAUGAUUGAAAAUAUGUUAUUUGAUAUUGGUUUAACAUCAAAACGUAAUGCUACAGUUUCAACAUUAUCCGGUGGAAUGAAAAGAAAAUUAUCUGUUGCUAUGGCUUUUGUUGGUGAUGCAAAAACAAUCAUUCUUGAUGAACCAACAGCUGGUGUUGAUCCUUAUGCACGUCGUGCUAUAUGGGAAUUAUUAAUAAAAUUAAAACAAGGACGUACAAUAUUAUUAAGUAGUCAUCAUAUGGAUGAAGCUGAUGUACUUGGUGAUAGAAUUGCAAUUAUUUCAAAUGGACAAUUAAAAUGUUGUGGAACAUCAUUAUUUCUUAAAACAACAUUCGGUGAAGGUUAUGUUUUAACAUUAGUUAAAAAAGAUCCAUGGAUGUCUUCGAAAGAUGAUGUAACAGCGACAAUAACACAAUGUAUACCAAAUGCAUAUCUUAAAGAAGAAACAAGAAAGGAACUUCAAUAUGUUUUACCAUUAAAAAGUCGUCAUUUAUUUCCUGAAUUUUUUUCAAUACUUGAUUCACGAAAAGAAUCCUUAUCAUUAACAGGUUAUGGUUUACAAGAUGUUUCAUUAGAAGAAGUUUUUCUCAAAGUUACAGAACAAUAUAAAAAAUCACCAAAUGCAGCAGCAGUUGAAGCACAGUAUAAUCAUGAUAAUCCGAGUGAAAGACAUGAGAGUACUACUGAUACACCAGAUUCAACAAUACCUAAAAUAGAACUUUUACAUGAUCGUGUAACUGGAACACGUCUUUAUGCUAAACAAGCUUUAGCAAUAAUAAUCAAACGUUUUAUAUUUAAUUAUCGUAAUAUGCGUGGUUUAGCUACACAAAUUUUGUUACCUGCAUUUUUUAUAACUGUUGCAAUGACUGUGGCAUUAACAGCACCUGGGUUUUCUGAUCCACCUCCCAUCACAUUAUCAACAGCAAUGUUUUCAAAUUUAAAUUUUCUAUAUACACCUGUAUCUGGUUUAAAUAAUUAUAAAUUAAAAAAUAAUUCACAAUUAUUAACAGUUAAUGCAAAUCCAUAUGAUUUAAUUGAAACAAUACGUUAUCCAUCUGGUCUAGGUUCAACAUGUUUACUUAAUAAUCCAUAUAUGAAUCAAACAACGUUAACAUUUGAAAAUUUAACUGGAACAUUAUGUGAAAAAGUUUAUCAACAUGAUUUUCAAUCUUAUAAGAAAUAUGAUAUUAAUUGGAUAGAUAUGGUUAAUAAUAAUCAAUUACAUCUUAAUCGAACAUAUCAAUUAGAAAAUACUUCAAAUAAUACAUAUUAUUCACCUUGUUCUUGUUCAAUAGGUCAAUCAAGAUUUUUAUGCUCAUCAUUUCAUCCACCAAAAUCAUAUCGUUUAAUAACAAAUGAUAGAAUAUUAAAUAUAACAAAAGAAGAAAAUGAAAUUCUCUAUUAUUUAUAUACAACUGAUAAUCAUCAUUUAGAUCGUUAUGGUGGUUUAUCAUUUGGUUUAGCACAAGAUUAUAUACAAGAUAAUUAUCCAAUUAAUAAAGAUAAUCAAUAUUUACAUAAAUUAGCUGUAAAAAAUACGGCAAGAAUAUUUACUAAUCAUAAAGGUUAUCAUAGUUUACCAUUGUAUAUUAAUAUUAUGUCAAAUAUUAUUCUUCGAGCUAAUUUACCAUUAGAAAAAGGUCUACCAUCUGCAUAUGGAAUUACAACUAUUAAUCAUCCAAUGAAUGAAACAAAUAAUAUGUUAUCAACUGAAUUUAUUUUACAAGGAUCUGAUGUUAUUAUAUCAAUAUUUAUUAUAGUAGCUAUGUCAUUUGUACCUGCAUCAUUUACAUUAUUUCUUGUUUAUGAACGUGCAACUAAAUCUAAACAUAUUCAAUAUAUCAAUGGUCUUUAUCCAUUAGUUUAUUGGUUAACAAAUUUUGUUUGGGAUCUAUUGAAUUAUCUUUUACCAGCUACAUGUGUUAUAGUUAUUUUACGUUUAUUUAAUGUUCCAGCUUAUGUUGAAGGAGAAAAUUUUCUUGCUGUUAUAAGUUUAUUUCUUAUGUAUGGUUGGUCAAUUAUACCUGUGAUGUAUCCAUUUAGUUUUCGUUUUACUGAACCAAGUAAUGCAUAUAUAUUUUUAAUUGUUAUUAAUUUAUUUAGUGGUAUUACAUGUAUAUAUACAUCAUUUUUUCUUGAAAUAUUUGCACUUGGUAGUCCAGCAACAUCAACAUUAAGUAUUAUUACAAGAACAAUGAAAAAUAUAUUUAAAAUUUUUCCAAAUUAUUGUUUGGGAAGAGGUUUAAUCGAUAUUGCAUAUAAUGAUUAUUACAAUUCAUUUUAUAAAAAAACUGGUUUAAAUGAUCGUAUUCGUACACCAUUUAUAUGGGAUAUAACUGUAUCAAAUUUAGUUUCAAUGGCUAUAUGUGGUUUAGUAUUUUGGAUAUUAACAUUAUUACUUGAAUAUGGAUUUUUUUAUUCUCCAUCAAUUCCUGAUGCUUUACCAUAUUCACAUUUAGAUGAAGAUGAUGAUGUUGCACAAGCUCGUCGACAGAUACUUAAUAAAACUGUUGAUGAUAACAUAUUAGUUAUGUCAAAUUUAUCAAAAUGUUAUCGUACAAAAAAAUCGAAGAAAUUAAUUGCUGUUAAUAAUAUAUGUAUGGGUAUUCGUGCAGGUGAAUGUUUUGGUUUAUGUGGUGUUAAUGGUGCAGGUAAAACAACAACAUUUCGAAUGUUAACUGGUGAUCUACGUCCAACAGCUGGCUAUUCAUAUGUACAUGGUUAUGAUAGUAUUAAACAAAAACAACAAGUUUUUAAAUAUAUUGGAUAUUGUCCACAAUUUGAUGCACUUUUUGAUGAAUUAACACCUGUUGAACAUAUGCUGUUAAUGGCACGUUUAAGAGGAAUACAUUGGCAAGAUGAAAAUCAACAUGUACAACAAUUAUUAAAACGUUUAGAUUUAUGUGAAUAUUUAAAUAUACCUGUCGGAAAAUUAUCAUUAGGAAAUCGAAGAAAAUUAUCUACAGCUAUGGCACUUGUUGGUGAUCCUUCAAUUGCAUUUCUAGAUGAACCAACAAGUGGAAUGGAUCCAUCAUCAAGAAGAUUUCUAUGGAAUGUUAUUAGACGUUUAGUUAAAGAAGGAAAAUCAGUUAUACUUACUUCACACAGUAUGGAAGAAUGUGAAGUACUUUGUUCAUCAAUAGCCAUAAUGGUAAAUGGUACUUUUCGUUGUCUUGGUUCAAAUCAACAUUUAAAAAAUCGUUUUGGUGAUGGUUAUACAAUAAAAAUUCGUUUAAAAUCUUCAAUAAAUUCAACAACUGAUCAAUCAAUUGUUGAUUGUUUUUCAUCGAAUUAUAUUCUAAAAGAACGUCAUGUAAAUGUUUUACAAUAUGAAAUAGCUGAACAAUAUGUUUCAUUAAAAGAUAUUUUUUCUAAACUUGAAAAUUUAUUAAUUGAUCAACGUAUAAAUGAUUAUAGUGUAUCUCAAAAUACACUUGAUAAUGUAUUUGUUAAUUUUGUACGUGAUCAAUGUGAUACAUUACAACGAACAAAUAAAAAAUCAAAACGAAGACAAGACCAUUUCAAUGAUAUUCUCGAUGAUACAUUUGACGAUGGAUCAUUUGUUGUAACAAAAUCAACAAGAAAUAAUAACAAUAAUAAUAAUGAUCGACAGCGGAUAAUCGAUUAUAUCGAACUUGAAUGUUAA
Adineta steineri is the source of this 7050-nucleotide messenger RNA. The record is from the annotation of a GenBank genome assembly. Lineage: Eukaryota; Metazoa; Rotifera; Eurotatoria; Adinetida; Adinetidae.